Mus pahari (shrew mouse) is the source of this 2097-nucleotide messenger RNA. RefSeq names its product hyaluronidase PH-20. Gene Ontology annotation, cellular component: acrosomal vesicle. The coding region runs from base 319 to 1860 and encodes 513 amino acids. The transcript is spliced from 5 exons. Gene Ontology annotation, molecular function: hyalurononglucosaminidase activity. The record is from RefSeq and is a predicted model, not a curated record. NCBI's taxonomy places the organism in Eukaryota, Metazoa, Chordata, Mammalia, Rodentia, Muridae. Gene Ontology annotation, biological process: hyaluronan catabolic process; fusion of sperm to egg plasma membrane involved in single fertilization; carbohydrate metabolic process.
UUAUUCUAAGAGUGCUGAAGUAGAUUUAGGUUGACCAUGGCUCACAUGAAUUAAGAAGUGUUUCUUUUGUUAUGAUGGAGAUGCAGAUGGUGAAAGUGAUGAAAGAAUUGUCACUCAGUGGAAGUUCUGGAUGAUUUAACUUGCUGCAAGAUAUUCCUGAAAUGUAACACAAGAAGAAGAAUUUCAGUGUAAAUCAGUCACCAUACCUUCAUCUCCCUCAGUGGCCUCAUGCCAAAAUCUUUCUAAUCUUUUGCAUUAAAUACUGGACAGACCAAAGUGUGUAAGAAGAAAUAAGUGCUUACUUAGUAAUUAUUCUCUAUGAUGGGAGAGUUGCGAUUUAAGCACCUCUUUUGGGGGAGCUUUUUUGAAUCUGGGGGCACAUUCCAAACAGUGUUAAUCUUUCUUUUGAUUCCAUGCUCCUUGACUGUGGAUUAUAGGGCAGCACCAAUUAUAUCAAAUACAACUUUCCUUUGGAUCUGGAAUGUCCCAACUGAACGUUGUGUAGGAAAGGUUGAUGAUCCAAUAGAUCUGAGCUUCUUCUCUUUAAUUGGAAGCCCCAGGAAAACUGCCGUAGGGCAGCCCGUCACACUAUUUUAUGUUGAUCGACUUGGUUUGUAUCCUCACAUAGAUGCAAACCAAGUAGAACAUUAUGGAGGAAUACCUCAGAAGGGGGAUUAUCAAGCUCAUUUGACCAAAGCUAUGGCUGACAUAAAGCAUUAUAUUCCAGGAGACGAAUUGGGCUUAGCUAUCAUUGACUGGGAAGAAUGGAGGCCCACCUGGUUGAGAAACUGGAAACCUAAGGAUAACUACAGGAAUAAGUCUAUUGAAUUGGUCCAAUCAACUGAUGCAGGACUUAGUAUCACAGAAGCCACCCAGAAAGCUAUAGAACAAUUUGAAAAGGCAGGAAGGAAGUUUAUGGAAGGGACUUUACAACUGGGGAAAUUCCUUCGACCAAAACAGCUAUGGGGUUAUUAUCUAUUUCCUGAUUGUUAUAACAAUAAAUUUCAAGACCCUAAAUAUGAUGGGCAGUGCCCUGAUGUGGAAAAGAAAAGAAAUGAUAAUCUAAAUUGGCUGUGGAAAGCAAGCACCGCCCUCUACCCAUCUGUCUAUUUGAAGAAGGACUUAAAAUCCAAUCGACAAGCUACCCUCUAUGUCCGCUACCGAGUUGUGGAAUCUAUCAGAGUGUCCAAGGUUGGGGAUGCAUCAGAUCCAAUCCCGAUUUUUGUCUAUAUCCGUCUUGUUUUUACUGAUCGUACCUCUGAAUUCCUUCUAGAGGAAGACCUUGUGAAUACAAUUGGUGAAAUUGUUGCUCUGGGUACCUCUGGAAUUAUAAUAUGGGAUGCUAUGAGUUUGGCACAACGUGCGGCAGGUUGCCCAAUCCUACAUAAAUACAUGCAGACGACCCUGAAUCCAUACAUAGUCAAUGUUACCCUAGCAGCCAAAAUGUGCAGCCAAACCCUUUGUAAUGAGAAAGGCAUGUGUUCAAGAAGAAAAGAAAGUUCAGAUGUGUAUCUUCACUUGAACCCAAGUCAUUUUGAUAUUAAAUUAACGGAAACUGGAAAGUACGAAGUUCUUGGCAACCCCAGGGUUGGAGACUUGGAAUACUUUUCUGAACAUUUUAAAUGCAGCUGUUUUAGCAAAAUGACAUGUGAGGAGACAUCUGAUACAAAAAAUGUACGAUAUGUGAAUGUCUGCGUCGGUGAUAAUGUUUGUAUCAAAGCCAAGGUAGAGCCCAACCCAGCCUUCUACCUCCUACCUGGCAAAAGCCUUCUGUUUAUGACAACACUUGCUCACGCCCUGCACCAUCUGCCACAAGAUAUUUUUGUUUUUCCACGGAAGAUGCUAGUCAGUGUUCCUUAGUUUUCUCUACCCACAGCAUUUGAUGUAUUUUUUUUUUUUGCAGGCCUCAGUAAUUUGGGAUUAUGAAUGGGAUUCUGUUUUGCAAAAGUAAUUCACUUUUAUAAUCAAGAUUCUAUUUUUGAGUUUCAAAGACAAAUUAUUUAUUCUUCUACCAAAGAUUGAUUGCAAGCAAGGCUACUUAGAGAUUUGUUUUGGUUUAAAGAGAAUGAAGACUGAAUAAAAUAAAAUGACUAUAAA